UUUCACCCGGACGCGUUUAGACGGCGCACCCAUUCGGAUACACAAGUUACCGCUUCUCUACAGGAGGGAAAUAUGGCAGCGCAGGUGGCAGCCACGAAAGUUCCGGAGGUGCGAGACAUAACACGGAUAGAGAGGAUUGGUGCACACUCUCACAUUCGUGGUCUUGGUUUGGACGAUGCCUUGGAACCACGACAGGUGUCCCAGGGGAUGGUGGGACAGUUGGCGCCACGUAGAGCAGCAGGGCUGGUUUUGGAAAUGAUCAAAGAUGGUCAAAUUGCUGGUCGUGCGGUGCUAAUUGCUGGGCAACCUGGUACAGGCAAGACGGCUAUUGCCAUGGGUAUUGCGCAAUCUCUCGGCCCUGACACACCAUUUACUGCUCUUGCCGGGAGUGAGAUCUUCUCUUUGGAGAUGAGCAAGACAGAAGCUCUGAGCCAGGCCUUCCGCAAAGCCAUCGGAGUCAGGAUUAAAGAGGAGACCGAGAUUAUUGAAGGAGAGGUGGUGGAGAUUCAGAUUGACAGACCUGCCACAGGAACAGGUGCAAAAGUAGGCAAGCUCACACUGAAGACAACAGAGAUGGAGACCAUCUAUGACCUGGGGAACAAAAUGAUCGAGAGCCUCAGUAAAGAGAGAGUACAAGCUGGUGAUGUGAUCACCAUUGAUAAAGCAACAGGGAAGAUUAGCAAACUGGGCCGGUCUUUUACCCGAGCAAGAGAUUAUGAUGCCAUGGGGUCACAGACACAGUUUGUGCAGUGUCCAGAGGGCGAACUGCAGAAACGAAAGGAGGUGGUUCACACCGUCUCCCUUCAUGAAAUUGACGUCAUCAAUAGCCGCACUCAGGGAUUUCUGGCCUUAUUUUCAGGUGAUACAGGAGAAAUUAAGUCGGAGGUCCGAGAGCAGAUCAAUGCUAAAGUAUCCGAGUGGAGAGAGGAAGGCAAAGCAGAGAUCAUUCCUGGGGUUCUCUUUAUAGAUGAGGUCCACAUGUUAGACAUCGAAUGCUUUUCAUUUCUCAAUCGAGCUUUGGAGAGUGACCUCUCACCUGUGCUCAUCAUGGCCACUAACAGAGGAAUCACUCGGAUUAGAGGCACCAACUACCAGAGUCCUCAUGGAAUACCCAUAGACAUGCUUGACCGUCUGCUGAUCAUCGCUACAUCUCCCUACACUGAGAAAGAGACCAGACAGAUACUAAAAAUUCGUUGUGAAGAAGAGGAUGUUGAGCUCAGCGAGGAGGCACAUACAGUUUUAACACGUAUUGGACAGGAAACUUCACUGCGUUAUGCCAUCCAGCUCAUCAGCACUGCAGGCCUGGUGUGCCGCAAACGCCGGGGCACGGAAGUCCAAGUUGAAGACAUUAAAAGAGUCUACUCCCUCUUCCUGGAUGAAUCCCGAUCUUCACAGUAUAUGAAAGAGUAUCAGGACUCCUUCCUUUUCAAUGAAACACAAUCUACUCAGAUGGACACCGCAUAAUGGGAUGAAGUGUGAAGAGGAAUAUUCAGUCAUCGCUCCUGUGAAGUUUAUUUUUUUUACUUUGUUCCCGCACCCUCCUUGUGGAGCCAUCUUAUAACUGUUCAGUCACUUAAGUGUACUUGCGCACUCUUUUGUCUUUCACCUCAUUUUGCUACUUGGUAUUACUUAAUUUUAUAUGUUGUGCAUUGAAUUUAAAAAAGUCUUUGGGUGUAAAGCAUGGCAACCAAAAGAUGAAAUAAAACAAACAGAACAAA
Paramisgurnus dabryanus is the source of this 1718-nucleotide messenger RNA. RefSeq names its product RuvB-like AAA ATPase 2 (gene ruvbl2). The record is from RefSeq and is a predicted model, not a curated record. Gene Ontology annotation, molecular function: ATP hydrolysis activity; ATP-dependent activity, acting on DNA; ATP binding. NCBI's taxonomy places the organism in Eukaryota, Metazoa, Chordata, Actinopteri, Cypriniformes, Cobitidae.